Molecule: messenger RNA, 426 nt
Organism: Helobdella robusta
Lineage: Eukaryota; Metazoa; Annelida; Clitellata; Rhynchobdellida; Glossiphoniidae
Exons: 3
Coding region: 1-426 (141 amino acids)
Biological process (GO): protein ubiquitination
Molecular function (GO): ubiquitin-protein transferase activity
Source: RefSeq, a predicted model, not a curated record
AUGUUUCCCAACAUUAAAUAUUUCAGAUGCUUUAUAAACCCAGAGUCAGUCAGUCCUCAUCUUUUUUGUUCAAUCUGUCAAGAAGUUUUUGUGGAACCUUAUAGAGCUCCAUGUGGCCACAGUUAUUGUAAACAUUGUAUAAUGGAAUGGCUGAAAAACAGUAAUACCUGCCCAGAAGAUCGAAAAAAGCUCACAUUGAAAAACAUGCAUCAUGAUUUUAUUCUUGAAAAUAUUAUAGGAGAUCAAAAAGUUGGCUGUCCAUAUAGGGAACAGGGCUGCUGUAAAGUUUUAAAUUUGUCUGCUCUUGGUUUACAUUUAAAAGAUUGCUCAUUCAAUCCUUUGAACAUACCAGAAUUUCUAAAAAAAGAUUUGCAUUCAUUAUCACCCAAGGAUGCAGGUAACUUUUUUUAUUCUAUAGAAGUAUAG